Molecule: messenger RNA, 372 nt
Organism: Necator americanus (New World hookworm)
Lineage: Eukaryota; Metazoa; Nematoda; Chromadorea; Rhabditida; Ancylostomatidae
Exons: 1
Coding region: 1-372 (123 amino acids)
Molecular function (GO): nucleic acid binding
Source: RefSeq, a predicted model, not a curated record
AUGUCCAGGCGUCUUUGGCAACCGCCAAAGACGCCUGGACAUCUGCACUCAGCGCUCUCCAGAAGCCGCAGAUUUAACUGGUUGGACACCAUUGUCACUGGAGAUGAAAAAUGGGUCCUCUACGUCAACCACACUCAAAAACGUGUGUGGUGCCCAGACGAUGAAAUGCCGGAUCCUUCCGUGAAAGGGGAAAUCCAUGAGAAGAAGGUCAUGCUGCGCGUCUGGUGGGGAGUUCAUGGAAUCUACCGUUUCGAACUGCUGCCGGACAAACGACAGUUACUGCUGAGGUCUACUGCGCUCAUCUGCAAACACUGCCGACAAGAUCCGCAAGGAGUACCCGAAGCUCGACAACGUUCGCCUGCUGCACGAUAA